UUUACUGGAAGUGAAUCGGAAUCGCAGUGGUGUGAUCGCCGGAGAAAUGGCGAGCGGAUUGGGGCUGGAGGCGACCGAGCUGCGCCUGGGUUUGCCCGGCGUCGGAGGGGAAGGCGAGGGCGCGAAGAAGAGGGGAUACGAGGAGACAAUCGACCUAAAGCUUCAGCUCCAGACACCCGCCGAUGUGAAAGAACCGGUGGAGGCCGCCGAUAAUAUGGUCAAGAAGAUGCCAAGCGUCAAGAACGUUGCUCAAUGCGGCAGCGUUGUCGAACCGGAAAAACCACCUGCUUCCAAGGCACAGGUUGUGGGUUGGCCACCGGUUAGAUCAUUUAGGAAGAACAUCCUUUCUUGCCACUCUGACAAGGGGGGCAGCAACAUGAAGGAGGACGGUGAAAAGUCCUGCAACUCGAUGGCCUCCUUCAUGAAGGUGAGCAUGGAUGGUGCGCCAUACCUGCGUAAGGUGGAUCUAAAGAUGUACAAGAGCUAUCAAGAGCUCUCCAUGGCCUUGCAGAAGAUGUUCGGCUCCUUCACCAACAAUGGAAACUGUGGCUCGCAGGGAAUGAGUGGUAGGGACUUCAUAAACGAGAACAAGGUGAUGAAUCUUCUGAAUGGAUCUGAGUAUGUCCCAACCUAUGAAGACAAGGAUGGAGACUGGAUGCUUGUCGGUGAUGUUCCAUGGGAGAUGUUUGUCGACUCAUGCAAGCGUUUGCGAAUCAUGAAGGGAUCGGAAGCCAUUGGACUUGCACCAAGAGCUCUGGAGAAGUGCAAGAACACAAGCUGAAUGUUUUGCCCAAAGUAAAACGUCAAACCCAAACUUCUCUCCGGACUUGGAUGUGGACAUCUGCAUGCUUAUUGUGCUUCCAUAUAUAUCAAUUACUGAGUUGCAUAGAAUAAUUUUGUUCAUUAUCUUUUUGUGUGUGGACAGGAAGCAAUGCUAUUCAAGAUUAUGUUUCUUUGUCUGUUUUUAAUUAAUGAUGUCGGUGUGUUUAAUUAAUGAACAAACUAUUCUAGUUAUUAUUAUUAUUA
Messenger RNA from Zingiber officinale, 1026 nucleotides. RefSeq names its product auxin-responsive protein IAA30-like. Gene Ontology annotation, cellular component: nucleus. Lineage: Eukaryota; Viridiplantae; Streptophyta; Magnoliopsida; Zingiberales; Zingiberaceae. The transcript is spliced from 5 exons. Gene Ontology annotation, biological process: regulation of DNA-templated transcription. The coding region runs from base 47 to 781 and encodes 244 amino acids. The record is from RefSeq and is a predicted model, not a curated record. Gene Ontology annotation, molecular function: protein binding.